Molecule: messenger RNA, 1338 nt
Organism: Folsomia candida
Lineage: Eukaryota; Metazoa; Arthropoda; Collembola; Entomobryomorpha; Isotomidae
Product: zinc metalloproteinase nas-7
Exons: 8
Coding region: 67-1275 (402 amino acids)
Biological process (GO): proteolysis
Molecular function (GO): zinc ion binding; metalloendopeptidase activity
Source: RefSeq, a predicted model, not a curated record
AAAUAGUUGACAUUGUCCGACAUUUUCAAUCAUUAUUUUUCAUCUCCCCGUGAAGGCGUGGUCAUCAUGGAAAAAUUACUUGUGUUCGUAUUUUCCUUCGCAGCAAUUCUCCAAUUAGCAUUCGGCGUUGGAGCGUUAAAACCAAAUUACAUAACUGAGGAAGAGUUCGCCUUUGCUAGAAAGAAUCCAAUUAGGGUGAACAAUUUUACGGCACCACUUGAAUUACCUCCUUAUGGAACGGAAGGGCAAGUCCCACAUCCACGACCCGGAUUUGGACCACGUUUUUGGACUAAUGGUCAAGUCCCUUACACGCUCGACCCUACGUUCACCGACUCUCAAAGAGAACAAGUCGCCAUUGCUUUAAAUACUUAUCAUGAAGCGACUUGCAUUAGAUUCAUUCCAAAAGAAGGUCAUCACACGUCAUGGGUGGACAUUUUACAUGAUCCGACCGUCUGUGGUGUGGCACACGUUUGCAUGAACAAUGGGGCCCAGUUUGCAAAAUUCGGGGGAACUUGCGUCAAUCCGGGCACCAUGGUCCACGAGCUCGGGCACACCCUUUGCAUGGGGCACGAGCAAACUCGCCUCGAUCGAGACAAUUGGAUUGGAUUCAAUACUGCAAUUUGCCAGCCACAUGGUAUUGAUAAUCCUGAUUUUGAUCGAGGUCUGCAUAAGUUGUAUGACUACGUUAGCAUCGAACAUUACGAGGGGGAAUGUUACAGCGGAUGCUUCCAGCCAAAACAGCCAGGUGUGACCAAAUGUGGAUCUGGAGGACCACUGGCUGUUCUUGAUAUUGAAGUUUUGAACGAAAUGUAUGGUUGCAAUUCGGGAUGUCAAGGCUAUCGAUACGUUAACAAGAACAACAACCCGUCCAGCCUAGUUCAGGCUGGGACCGAAUUUAAUGGCGAACCACUUUACUCUUGCAGAGCUUAUCAUCAAGGUGACAUCAUUCCAGGAAAGUAUCAUCAAGGUCGAGGGGAAUGUCACGUCGCUUGGGGAGGUGGGGAGCAUAGCAAAUUUGACAACAUUGAAGUGCUGACGAAUCCGAAUGGUGCCAAUUUUAUCUGGGUAAAUGCUGUAAAUCUCCCUUCGAACGCGGUCCGUGGUGGGAGGACGAAUGAACGCGAGACCAUUUACGUCAUUCAGUGUCAACUUCAAAGUGGGGACCAGACGGUUUGGAUGCCUGGAAAAUUCAUACCAAGUACGGGAGCAUACACCAGUUAUGGAGGACAAGAGAUUCGCUGUGCGGCCGUGCAAUUCCUUGCCUGCAACAAUUAAUUUAUGGAAAUGAUUGCAUGUUUAUGAGAAGAGAAAGCAAUACAUCUCGUAUUUUUGGAAGAA